Rubroshorea leprosula is the source of this 1244-nucleotide messenger RNA. The record is from the annotation of a GenBank genome assembly. Lineage: Eukaryota; Viridiplantae; Streptophyta; Magnoliopsida; Malvales; Dipterocarpaceae.
GAGACCAACCUUAAAGCCAUUUCAUUUGUUUGUUAGAAGGCAAGGAAAGAAUCCAUUAUUGGAAGGAGAAGAGAAGUUCCUUGCAGCUUCUCAGAUAGUUAUCUCCUGGUUUUUCUUCUGGUAUAAAUUCAACCCUUCCCUUUUCCAGAAAGCCAACUUGACACUUUUCCUCUUCUCUUCUCAUAUCAUCUCUCAUUCCACCUUCCUUUCUCUUCUCCUGCACUUCAUCAACAGCUUUCUCUUCUACCUUUAAAAUUAGAAAUGGGAAUUGGAGGAACUUUGGAGUAUUUGUCUGAUCUGAUGGGCAGUCGUGGCAAAAAACACAAGAAAAGGAAGCAAUUGCACACUGUUGAGCUCAAGGUGAAGAUGGACUGUGAUGGGUGUGAGCUUAAGGUCAAGAACGCUUUGUCUUCAUUAAGUGGAGUGAAAUCUGUGGAAAUAAACAGGAAACAGAGCAAGGUGACUGUAAAAGGGUAUGCUGAAGCAAAGAAGGUGUUGAAGAAGGCAAAAGCAACAGGGAAAAAGGUUGAGAUUUGGCCUUAUGUUCCUUACAACCUUGUAGCUCAGCCUUACGAUCCUAAGGCUUAUGACAAGAAGGCACCUCCUGGUUAUGUCAGAAGAGUAGACAACACUGCCACCACUGCCACUGUUAGCAGCUAUGAAGAUCCCUACUCAGAUUUGUUCAGUGAUGAAAACCCAAAUGCCUGCUCUAUCAUGUAAAGGGACAAAAACACUACUCAUGCUCCUUCUAUCUACUAUCCUCUGUUUGUCUCCCCUGCUCCUUCUAGAAGCACCCAGAAACUAGAAAAUUAGUGUAAAAUUCUACUCUAGGAUUUAUAUUUUCAGUUAUUUUUGUACUUAUCUUUAUUAUUAGCCAGUAAAGUAUGAGAAGAUUAAGGAGUUUAUGAUUCUUGUUUCCUUUGCUGGUGAUUCUGUAUAAGACCUGGUUUGUAGUUUUGUAGGGGCUAAAGCUUAAAGGUGAUGAAAUGGUUUUCGGUGUGUUGGAAAUAAUUGAAGUUGUGGUGAGGCAACUAUAGCAGGCUAGCAGCCAUCCCCUUUUUCCUUUUGUCUUUAUGGAUUAUGUUAUGAACUUCAUGCCCUGCAUUUUGGUUGGACUGAACGUAGCUAUGACAUCACACAUCAAGAUAGGUGCAAGUUGGCCACUACUUAUUUACAUGGCAAAGAAAUGUACUACAUGGAAGGGAAAGUGGACCUAUGAGCAUUAAUAAGUUCUAACAUUUUAU